Molecule: messenger RNA, 2325 nt
Organism: Sphenostylis stenocarpa
Lineage: Eukaryota; Viridiplantae; Streptophyta; Magnoliopsida; Fabales; Fabaceae
Source: the annotation of a GenBank genome assembly
AUGGGAUGUUCACAUUCAAGGUUGGAUGAUGAAGAGGCAGUUCAGCUUUGUAGAGACAGAAAGAAGUUCAUCAAACAAGCUGUUGAACAAAGGACUCGAUUCGCCACUGGACACAUAGCAUACAUAGAAUCUCUGAAAAGAGUUUCAGCAGCACUUCGUGAUUACAUUGAAGGUGAUGAGCCUCGGGAGUUCUCAUUGGACACGGUCAUCACCCCACCUUUCACUCCUGUGAAGAAGAAAAAUGGGGCAGGAUUCAUUCCCAUAUCAGCAAAACCCUUUGCAACAAAUGCAGCUAUUGAGUUUGGGAUCGGACCAAACUCUACUUUGAAAGUGAAUUACUUUAGGCCUGGCGGUAACCCAGCAAUUUCAGUUGAGGAAAGGCCUCAAUCCCCGGAAAUGGCCCGUGUUGAGACGUAUUAUUCUCCAAUGCAGCAGUAUGGCAUUGAUGGCUUUUUCAACAUGCAAUCCUCACCAGUGAAUCCCUCAAUUUUUGCCUAUUCUCCCAACAAUAGGCCUAAUAUCCCUCCCCCUUCACCUCAAGCUUCUCAAUGGGAUUUCUUUUGGAACCCCUUUUCAUCAUUGGACAGUUAUGGUUAUCCUGCAAGAAGUAUUGACCAGACUGUAAUGGAUGAUGAAUACAGAGGACUCAGGCAGGUUAGAGAAGAAGAAGGAAUACCAGAACUGGAAGAAGAUGAAACUGAACGUGAAGAUUGUGUUGGAAAGAGAAAUGUAGCAGAAGAGAAAACUAGGCACAAUACAAAUUCUACCAAAGAAGAAGUUAUUGUUGAAGAUGUUGAAGAUGAUGAUGAGGAUGAGGAGGAGGAAGAAGAAGAGGAUGAGGAAGAAGAGGAAGAAACAGACAUUGAAGAUGAAACUGAAACUGAGCAUGAUGCCAAAGAUUGUCAAACUCAAGGAAAUGCAAGUUUUGAAGUAUCAAAAGCUCAAGCUGCUGGACAUAUUGAAUCCAGUCAUAGAGAAAUGACAAUUGGUAAGCAAGAAGCUGUGGAAGAAACACCGGGUUUUACUGUUUAUGUAAACCGAAGGCCAACAAGCAUGGCAGAAGUGAUCAAUGAUCUUGAAACUCAAUUCAAAAUCGUCUGUAAUGCAGCUAAAGAUGUUGCAGCAUUGUUGGAGGCCAAGAAAUCUCAAUAUUUGUUGAUUUCUAAUGAACUUUCAGGAUCAAAGUUGUUGAAUCCAGUAGCUCUUCUGCGAUCUGCCUCUUCACGCUCAUCCUCUUCAAGAUAUUUGGUAAAUUAUUCAAACUCUAGCAAGGAAGGUUGUGAGAGCACUAAGGAUCUCUCAGAGGAACAUUGUAUGUUAUCCGGUAGUCACCACUCCACAUUGGACAGAUUAAAUACGUGGGAGAAGAAACUCUUUGAGGAAGUCAGGUCUGGAGAGCGUGUUCGAAUUGCAUAUGAGAAGAAAUGCAAGCAACUCAGGAACCUUGAUGUAAAAGGAGAGGACCCCUCUUGUGCAGAUAAAGCAAGAGCAGCCAUUAGAGAUCUUGAUACCCAGAUAACAGUUUCAAUACACUCAGUUGAAGCUAUUUCAAGGCGAAUCGAAACUCUAAGGGAUGAAGAGUUAUAUCCCCAACUUCUUGAAUUGGUGCAAGGGCUGGAAAGGAUGUGGAAAGUGAUGGCAGAAUGCCAUCAGACACAGAAGAGAACCUUAGAUGAAGCCAAGAUUCUUCUAGCUGGCACUUACUCUAAAUUACAUGCUAGAAAACAGUCUUCCGUGUCAAUGAUAGAUCCAAACAGGCUAGCACGUUCAGCCUCCAAUCUUGAAUUCGAGUUAAGAAACUGGAGAAUUACCUUUGAGUCAUGGAUCACUUCUCAAAGAUCCUACAUUCGCGCACUAACUGGAUGGCUUCUUCGGUGCAUGAGAUCUGAGCCUGACGUAUCCAAGUUACCAUGCUCUCCUCGUAGGUCUAGUGGCACUCACCCUUUAUUUGGACUCUGUGUUCAGUGGUCAAGACGCCUAGAUGCCAUACAUGAAAAGGCAGUGCUUGAUGGCUUAGACUUUUUUGCAGCUGGGAUGGGGUCCCUCUAUGCACAUCAGUUAAGAGAAGAUUCUAGGAGAAACUCAUUUGGACCAAAACAUAGUAGUGGUAAUAUGGAAAUAGUGGAAGUUGGUGAGGUUGAAGAGGUAAUGGCUCCAGAAAAACUGGCUGAAGUUGCUAUUAAGGUGCUUUGUGCUGGAAUGUCUGUUGCUAUUAGCUCCCUGGCAGAGUUUGCUUUUGAUUCUGCUGAGGGGUACAGUGAAGUUGUUAAGCAAUGGGACAAUGUGAAGUGUCAAAAUACUACUUCUGGCGAGACCAGAACUUAG